CGCGGGAAUCCCGGGGCCGCCCCCUUUCCUCGCCCCUCAGCUUCUCGCCAUGGCCCCUGCGCUUCUCUUGGUUCCUGCUGCCCUCGCCUCUUUCGUUCUAGCCUUUGGCACCGGAGUGGAAUUCGUGCGCUUUACCUCCCUUCGGCCACUUCUUGGAGGGGUCUCGGAGGCUGGCCCCGAUGUCCGGCAGGGAUGGUUGGCUGCCCUGCAGGAUCGCAGCAUUCUUGCCUCCCUGGCAUGGGAUCUGGGGCUCCUGCUACUAUUUGUGGGGCAGCACAGCCUCAUGGCAACUGAGACAGUGAAGGCAUGGUCGUCUCGGUACUUUGGGGUCCUGCAGCGGUCACUGUAUGUGGCAUGCACUGCCCUGGCCUUGCAGCUGGUGAUGAGGUACUGGGAACCUGUACCCAGAGGUCCUGUGCUGUGGGAGGCUCGAGCUGAGCCAUGGGCCACCUGGGUGCCCCUGCUCUGCUUUGUGCUCCACAUCAUUUCCUGGCUCCUUAUCUUCAGCAUCCUUCUCGUCUUUGACUACGCUGAGCUCAUGGGCCUCAAACAGGUGUACUACCAUGUUCUCGGGCUGGGGGAGCCACUGGCCCUGAAGUCCCCCCGGGCUCUGAGGCUCUUCUCCCAUCUUCGCCACCCAGUGUGUGUGGAGCUGCUGACCAUACUGUGGGUGGUGCCCACCCUGGGCACUGAUCGCCUCCUCCUUGCUCUCCUCCUCACCCUCUACCUGGGCCUAGCUCAUGGGCUGGACCAACAUGACCUCCGCUACCUCCGGGCCCAGCUACAAAGAAAACUGCACCUGCUAUCCCGUCCCCAGGAUGGGGAGGCUGAAUGAAGAGCUAACUUCUGGUUCCAAGCCCUGUACUUCCUCUUCCCCUCAAAUUCUAAAUCUGUCAACAUCCAAGUGCUGGCUACUUCGGGCCAGAGGCCCCAAACUCUGAACUGCAGGGCCUGGUCCUUCCCCUACUUGAGACUCCAUUUCCUGAGGUCAGCUCCAUACCCUAAAUUCAGAGUUUUAGUCAUUGGACUCGAAGGUCCACUUCUCACCAGCUAGGGCCCUCUCCUCUCCCUAAAGAGGCUGGUGUGGAACUCAUCUGUCCCCUCACCAUUUGGGGAUUGAGCUUGAGCGCCCCCUUCCAGCGCCUACACCACAAGGGAAAGGAUCCGCCUUGACCACUCCCCUGGCACUGUUGCUCAGGGAUCCCCCUUCUCCAAAGCUGGCUUCAGUCCCAAGGAACUGGAUCAGAGUCUGCAAGUUUGACUGUACUGGGCGUCCCUCCAGGGCCCACGCCUCGAGGCUCCAUCUCCAGCCCUUAUUAUCCUCUCCACCCGCCCUGUCUUUCCACCGUCCUAGGUCCCGCCACUGGUCACUUUCCCCUGGGCCUCGUUGAGGGGACUCUCCCGCUCUUGUUUUGGAUAGCUUAGGGCUCCCUGCUUCCCCGAGGUACACGCGUUACAGGAAAAUAAAAUUUAGCCUGACUUUUCUACAUCUGACAUGCAAUCUUUAGUGUCUCUCAGGCUGCAGGAAUGGGUUUGGGAAGGAAGGAGAGCGGGAAGCUGGCCGAGACAAACGCAGAUCUGGGCGACCACUUCUCGCGGACCCGCCGCCACUUGCCCGGAGCUGCCGAGUUCCCCUUCCUUCACAACCCCAAUUCUGUUGCAGACCAGGGGACUCAUGGGAGAGGGGGCUGCUACUCUGGUUGGAGAGCGAGCUCCCAAAGCUGUUGGCCUGGUGCGCCUGUCCCGUCCUCCCCCCUCGCCCCGGGGCCCAUUCGCAUGGGCCCGGACAGCGGGGCAGCAGUAGCCCUCGACCCCUCAGUAACAAAGGCUGUCGGGGGAAGGCAAAGGCAUGGGGAGGAGCGGCAGGAGAUGGGAAGGGCGGGCCCGGCUCGAAGCAGCUGCAGCUUCCUCCUCAAGUCCCUCGA
Loxodonta africana (African savanna elephant) is the source of this 1925-nucleotide messenger RNA. It is a transcript of the gene NRM, whose product is annotated as nurim. Gene Ontology annotation, cellular component: nuclear membrane. The transcript is spliced from 4 exons. The record is from RefSeq and is a predicted model, not a curated record. NCBI's taxonomy places the organism in Eukaryota, Metazoa, Chordata, Mammalia, Proboscidea, Elephantidae. Bases 50 to 835 code for a protein of 261 amino acids.